AUGAGCAGUCGACGUCAAAAAAGACGGGGGAAAAGAUUCCCUGGUUUUAACCGAUCCGAGCACGAUGAGGCCAGCAAGUCGCGACGAAGACGUAGUACACACGUUGGGAAUGCAAAAAAGUUUCACAUUUGGAAUAAGUGUUUGAAAAACGAUGAUACUUUUGACAUGCGUUUACGGUUUGGCAUCAAAAACCCCGAUGUUCACAAGUAUGAAAAAGAUUCCAGGAUGCAGUUUUCUGACCCUAAUAGUUACUCAAGUACAAAGCCACUUCACCCAGCUGCCUACUUCAUCGUCAGAGGCACUGAAAUCAACUGAGAA
Puccinia graminis f. sp. tritici CRL 75-36-700-3 is the source of this 318-nucleotide messenger RNA. RefSeq lists its product as uncharacterized. The coding region runs from base 1 to 315 and encodes 104 amino acids. The transcript has 2 exons. The record is from RefSeq and is a predicted model, not a curated record. NCBI's taxonomy places the organism in Eukaryota, Fungi, Basidiomycota, Pucciniomycetes, Pucciniales, Pucciniaceae.